GUCAGUUGAAUUGGGUUACUAUUUGUGUUCACAGAAUUUAUAAUGGCCUAUAUUUCCACGAAGGCCUGAUGUUGAGAUAUAUAAAAUAAACAAUGAAAAGAAUGUGGAUAUUAAAAAACCUGGAUUCUGGACUGUACUCCACCACAUUGUAAUUAUGUGACCAUUGAAAAGCAGUUUUGUAUUCCUCAUUGAUUAUCUGGAAUAAUGGAGACAAUAAAGCAAUUUGGAAACCAAAACCCUGGACUACCCUUAUUAUGAUUAAGACCUUGCAGCAACAACAGCAAUUUAAAAAAUAAAAUUAAAGAACUCCUUUGUUUUAAUCCCUAUAAUAAAAUUACUUCUUCAUGUUGGACAAGAGCAGAAGAAUUUUGACAAAAAUCAAAAGGCCAAAAGGUAGACUUGUCAUCUAGGAAACCUGGACACAAAGCAAAAAGAAUGGGAUGCUCACACUCUUCCAUAGUAACAACACCCACACAUCAAGUUGACUUCUUGUUAUCUGAGCCAUAGAAGGCCCUGAGCCGAUGAUUCUGAUAAGGGAGAUGUUGACUGGGAAGAGAGACAUGAGCCCAUCUGGAGCCGUGUGACUGUUCUCUCAGGACAACUGGGCUUAAGGAGAGCCCUGCUUUUAAGUUGGAAUUCUAGCUUCCAUUUGUAAGCAGGAUUUUAUUAAAUCCGUGAACCAUCAUACAGCGUAAGAGAAAAGAUGAUAAUGAUGAAAUCAUUACCCUACAUUUGUUGGGUCCUUUCUUAAAGGUCAAAACUCUAUUAAGUGCAACCCUGGGAGGUAGGUCCUGUGAUGAUCUCCAUUUUAUCGAUAAAGAAGUUGAGAUUUCAAUGGUUAAGUAAAUGACCUAGGAUCCUGUACUAAAUGGUGGAAUCACUUCUCAAUUCAGAUCUGCCUGGGUCCAAACCGCAAGUCCCUUUUUUUACACGUAGGAAGUAUAGGUCCUGAGUUAGGAAGACCCCUGGUUGCUCUACUUCCUUCUCUUAGUCUAGGAUUUUUUCUGCAUUAUGUCCUCUUAAAAUUUGUUUAUUCCUAUGCAUUUUCUCAAGUAUUUCAGGCCUGUGUACAUUCAGCUCUUAUGUCAAAUUGAUUCAAAAGUUUCUGGAUUUUUAAGCUUUUAGGUGGAACAAAGUCUAGAUCUUGAAAAUGGAUGUAUCAAUCACUUGAUUUUACUAUUUUUAUUUUUUUAUUUUUUAGUGAAAUGUUUCUACCAGACUCCUAUAAAGGGGACACUGUCUCCCAUGUGCUAUUAAAAGUUGAGCCUUGUGACUACUGUCUGACUGUGUUUUUUUCUUUUAGAGAAGUCAGAGAGUGCAGUCUGUGACCUCAUGUAAAAAAUAGCCACCAAGGAUCUAUCCAGAAUCAUUUUUAGUUCUUUAAUUUUGGUAAGCCCACAUUUUCAAAACAGAUUAAAUGUGUCUGAUUUCUUUUAGAAGUAUAUAUUACAAAGCAUUCAGCGGCAAGUGAGAAUUCAAAUGCACAGAGCAGAGCCAGAGAGCUUUCUAAGGAGAGGCCCUUCAGGAGAGACAGAGAAGAUACACGGGCAAGUUUUGGAAGGAUUUUCCUUGCUACCCUUGAAGAGACUUGGAAAUUAAUAGGCAACAUUUUACAUGAAAAUUUUUGAACAUUUUUUUUCUCCUUAUCUCUGAGACCUUCUGCAGAGAAUUAAUAGGAGGUUGAAUGCGCACAUGGAUAAAAUGGAUCAUCUUAAAGGAUUGCAGUUCCAAAAAUAAAUCAGCAGGACUGGACAGGUUUGACAUAAUGAGAUUUCUAUUUUAGCUUGACUUCUGGAACUCUGAAUAAACUAUAAACUGAGCUACACAAGGACUUGCAAAGGGAGUUUCUCUUCUAAAACAUUCUAGUUAAGUGUAACAUUUUUCUUCUUCAGAUCUUUUAAAAAGGGAUUUUCAGUCAUCAAUUUCCUAAGGAGCAAGACUCUUAGACAUUUGCCACUUUUUAAUAUAUGAAGUGAGAUAGAAAGCAGCAAUAUAUAUUAAUACUGAAAGAAAAUAAUUUAGUGAAAGAAACAGACACCAGGAAGUAAGAGGAGAAAUCUCUGCGUACACCCUGACUGAGAUGGCAGAAGCUCCUGUGGAUGCCUCAACUCUGCCUGUAACGGUGAAGAAAAAGAAGAGUCUAUCCAUUGAGGAAAAGAUUGACAUCAUAAAUGCAGUGGAAAGUGGCAAAAAAAAAGCAGAGAUUGCAGCUGAAUAUGGAAUAAAGAAAAAUUCACUGUCUUCUAUUAUGAAGAAUAAAGAUAAAGUUCUAGAAGCCUUUGAAUCUUUGAGAUUUGAUCCAAAGAGAAAAAGACUGAGAACUGCGUUUUAUACAGACCUGGAAGAGGCAUUAAUGAGGUGGUAUCGAAUUGCUCAGUGUCUAAAUGUACCAGUUAAUGGUCCAAUGUUGCGUCUAAAAGCUAAUGAUUUUGCCCAGAAACUGGGACAUAAUGACUUCAAGUGCAGUAAUGGCUGGCUGGAUCGCUUUAAAUCCAGGUAUGGUUUAGUAUUCAGAGCUCAACCUGCAGAAGCUUCAGGUGUAUCAGUAGACCCUUCAACUGUCUGGUACCAAAAUGUACUUCCUUAUUAUUUAAAUGAUUAUCAUCCUAAAAAUGUCUUUAAUAUAAAAGAGACUGGGCUGCUUUAUCGAAUGUUACCUACAAAUACAUUUGCAUUUAAAGGAGAAACAUGCUCAGUCGGAAAGUUGUGCAAAGACAGGAUAACUCUGGUGGUUGGCGCAAACAUGGAUGGCUCAGAAAAACUUCCUUUGCUUGUCAUUGGAAAAAACAAAAACCCACAUUGCUUCAAAGGUAUAAAAUCAUUGCCGGCACAUUAUGAAGCUAACAGAAUGGCAUGGAUGACUUCAGAUAUUUUUGAACAAUGGAUGCAAAAGCUUGAUGAGAAAUUUCAAGCCCAGCAACGAAGAGUGGUGAUUUUUGUGGAGUCUUCCCCUGCACAUCCAGAGGUUAAGAACCUAAAGUCCAUUGAGUUAGCAUUCUUUCCAUCAUGUUUAUCUUCUAAAUUUAUAGCUAUGAAACAAGGUGUUAUUAAAAGUCUAAAAAUCAAAUAUCGACAUUGUCUCAUCAAGAAAUUUUUAAGCUCUGUUGAAGAUAGCAGGGAAUUUACAUUUUCAUUACUAGAUGCAGUUGAUACAUUGCAUCUGUGUUGGAGGACUGUAACCCCAGAGACUAUUGUUAAAAGCUAUGAAGAAGCAGGAUUCAAAUCUCAAAAGGAAGAAAAUGACCCAGCCGAUGCAGAGAGAGACACUAGUCUUGAUUUGGUCACCCAUACUCUGGGGGCAGGAGUGGAAUUUCCUGAAGGUUUGUCUAUAGAAGAGUAUGCUGCCCUGGAUGAUGACUUAGAGACAUGUGAGGCAGUACCAAGUGACGAUUCAGAGUGCACCAAAGAAAGCCAGCCAGAUGAAACUGGAUUUUAUACUUCAGAUGGAGAAGAUGAUGGUGGAGCUCUAGAAACUGAACUUCCUUUACCAUCAAAAAAUGAAGCAUUAACUGCUUUAGAUACUCUUAAAAAAUUUCUUAGAAGUCAAGACGUGAAUGAUGGACUUCAUAAUUCUUUAGCUGAACUUGAAAAUUUUAUUAACCCUUUAUCACCUAAGUAAUUAUUUAUUAUAUAACAUCUGAAGAAUAAUAGGUUUUCCUGAUGUAAUUUAUUAUAUAAGGUAUGUAAAGGAGAAAUACCACUUAAAGAUAAAAUAUGAAAAACUAAUGAUCUUUGGUUUAAUUGCAAAAGCCCUUGGUCUGAAUAGUAAAGCUCCCUGGUAAAUAGUGAUUAAUUAAAUCAAAAUGCUAAAUUAUAUUUAGCAAGGUUUCAGGGAAUAGAAAAUAUUUCAGAGUUAUACAUGUCAAACAUGAAAAAAAUGCUUUAGCUCUGAUUCACACAUAUUGAAUUCAUCAUUGCUAUUUUCUUUCUUAAAUUCAGAUCAUGUUCUAGAAUAUUUUAAUUUAUCUACCUAGUCUAAGAAACAAAAUAUCAGUAGCUUAGAUAUUUAUUUUUAUAGACAUAUAUUCUAACUAGACUUUUUAAGUAUCAAACAUUACAGUAGGUUUAAUUUAUUUUUCUUAUACUAGCUAAUAUUUCUAAAAGAGAAAUUAUGAAAGACUACUGAAAAUAAAUUCUGAUCUAACCAUACACCAAAAUGAUUAAAAAUAUACCUUAUUAUUUUCAAGCUGUUCGUAAUAAGGACAAAUGAAAUGAAAUGACCAUAUCAGGUUGGUCAUCUAUAAUCAGAAGAUGUGGGCUCUUUCUAUAUGUUUGUGUGUGUGUGUUUAAUAGAAAAAUACUUUAUUGAAACAUUUAUUAAACUUAUGAUAUUUAUAUUUUAAUAAGAAUACUCUUAAAAAGUAAAUGUGAAGAUACAUAUGCAGCUACUAGAAAAAAAUGUGGUGCUUAGAUAUUUUUCUAAUGUUAAUAGCUCAAGCUUUUAAUCUAUAGUAUUGAAUUAUUUUCUUGAUUUUACUGAAUUUUGUUGUCAGGAAAAAUGAAAUGUCCUUUCAUCAUAUUUUGACGUAGUCAGUUCUCUUUUUUUCCUUCAAAUUUAAUGGAUAACAUUUUGUAUUAAAAUUCUGUUUGAUGAAUUUUUAUUUACCAGAUGUUUUCAGAUACUGUGUGAAAUUAUUUAAU
This is a messenger RNA of Sciurus carolinensis (gray squirrel), 4641 nucleotides long. It is a transcript of the gene Tigd4, whose product is annotated as tigger transposable element derived 4. The record is from RefSeq and is a predicted model, not a curated record. NCBI's taxonomy places the organism in Eukaryota, Metazoa, Chordata, Mammalia, Rodentia, Sciuridae. Gene Ontology annotation, molecular function: DNA binding. The transcript has 2 exons. Gene Ontology annotation, cellular component: nucleus. Bases 2081 to 3619 code for a protein of 512 amino acids.